GCAAGCACAAGUGAAGCUGUAGAGCAAACAUAAAAGCCUCUUAUUAAGUGUCGUCUGCUUAAGCUUUCGUCUCUAUGCCAGUCCCUCUUCAGAAAUGAGCGGUGCAGUAACUAAUGCAAUUCGGCAGAGAAUCUCUCAAAACACUGUGGUAAUUUAUUCAAAAACGUAUUGCCCAUAUUGCACAAUGGCUAAAGAGGUUUUUGACAAAAUGCGCCAGCCUUAUGACCUCAUUGAAUUAGACCAAGUGCAAGAUAGUGAACAAAUUCAAGAUGCUCUUGGGAAGAUGACAGGAACUAGAACUGUUCCUAGAGUAUUCGUCAAGGGUCAAUGUAUUGGAGGUGGAACUGAUACUCAAAGCCUAUACAAGCAAGGAAAACUCCAGGAUAUGUUAAAGUAAAGGUCUGAUGGUUAGUUAAUUGUGUUGGUAUUGCUGGUGAUCAAUACAUGCCAUAUUGUCUUAUA
Molecule: messenger RNA, 462 nt
Organism: Daphnia pulex (common water flea)
Lineage: Eukaryota; Metazoa; Arthropoda; Branchiopoda; Diplostraca; Daphniidae
Product: glutaredoxin-2, mitochondrial-like
Exons: 6
Coding region: 95-397 (100 amino acids)
Source: RefSeq, a predicted model, not a curated record